AUGCAUCCAGUCCUCGGAUUACCUUGGCUUGAGCUACUCCACAGAUUUGAUUGGACAAGGAGCUUAACAGUGGAAAGUCAUCGUUUUGAAAUUGCUCUGGUAGUAAUUGAAAAUCAUGCAGGCUAUGAUCAGUCUCUGUUUUACAGAAUUGCUUUCGGGGAUCCAUACAUGGCCGCACUUGUUAGAGAACGAUUUGCUAAUGUGGACCGGGUAAAGGUAUUGCAAGAGGAUUUUACUAGAUGUCAUAUUCGUUCCCAUAUGUUCUCCUUUGUUGAAGGUGAAAGAUUAUUGGAUGCAAAAUCACCACAUGCAAAGGUAGUCUCCAAUAUACCUUUCAAUAUAAGUACAGAUGUUAUUAAACAACUUCUUCCAUUGGGUGACAUUUUCUCAGAAGUCAUUCUCUUGCUCCAGGAGGAAGCAGCUUUGCGCUUCGUGGAUUCAUCCUCGAGGACGUCUGAGUAUCGACCCAUCAAUAUUUUCAUCAACUUUUACUCAGAUCCAGAGUACAAAUUUAAAGUUCCAAGGACAAAUUUUUUCCCUCAACCUAAAGUUGAUGCAGCAAUUGUUGCAUUUAGACUGAAGCAAUCUGUGGACUAUCCUCCAAUUUCCUCCACCAAAAGUUUCUUCUCAAUGGGAACUGAUAAUAUGCAUCUGUCCUUAUUGGAUUGAGGUCAAUUCCGCAUUUAAUGGGAAGCGUAAGAUGUUGCGUAAGACGUUACAGCACAUAUGUACCUCCUCUGAGAUUGAAGAAGCUCUUGGAAAUGUUGGCCUUCCUGCCACAUCGAGGCCAGAGGAGCUCUCAUUGGAUAAUUUUGUGAAGCUGCAUAAUUUGCUUGUGAAAGGAUAGCAAGCUUCUCUGGAAGGGCAAACACUUCCCAACAUCCUUAUAUGAUGAUUACAUGGAACAUAUGCAUCCAGUCCUCGGAUUACCUUGGCUUGAGCUACUCCACAGAUUUGAUUGGACAAGGAGCUUAACAGUGGAAAGUCAUCGUUUUGAAAUUGCUCUGGUAGUAAUUGAAAAUCAUGCAGGCUAUGAUCAGUCUCUGUUUUACAGAAUUGCUUUCGGGGUUCUCUAGCAGGAUCUUCCACAUGGGGACAUUUUCUGGAUUCCAACCACCAUAAUCAGAAUCCAAGGGCACCCUGCAAAUUGUAUCAUAAGAUGUUAUAUUGUUGUUAAUUUUAAUUUUUUUUUGUUUUUUGGGUGAAACCAUAACUUCCAG
This is a messenger RNA of Ilex paraguariensis (yerba mate), 1220 nucleotides long. The record is from the annotation of a GenBank genome assembly. NCBI's taxonomy places the organism in Eukaryota, Viridiplantae, Streptophyta, Magnoliopsida, Aquifoliales, Aquifoliaceae.